UUGACAUAGGGUGAUGUGUUAAUUUGCGCGAGCAUAAUGCAAAAUAUUAAGUUAAAUGUGAAAAAAUUAUUGUAUUAAGCACUAAGCUUCGACGAAAUACCAGCCUCGUUAAUUUUACUCAAUAAUGUAUUGAAAAUCGAUCGAGUUUUAGAAACAAAGUUGCAAAGUAGCGGUGUGUGUGUAUGUCUGUGCGCGUGUGUAUGUUAAGUUACAUACUUUUGUAUGUACAUUCUUAUGUACUAACAUAUAACUCCAACCAUUAAGAAACAUAACAGCGGUCCACAGCAAAAAUGUCUGCGAUGGCUGCCAACUUUUUGGGGAUGGACCUCGUCUCAUCGCUACCAUCUGAUGUACGCGAAAAAUUGGCCGAAUUGGAUUUAGAGUUAUCUGAAGGUGACAUUACCCAAAAAGGAUACGAAAAGAAACGGACAAAGUUAUUGCAACCCUUCCUGAAGAAACAGGAAUUAAACGAUGUGGAGAAAGCAAAGAACUUGCCGCCACCGCCAUACUACAACAUUAAAGAGUCCAACAAUAGCAACAGCAACGUAAACAAUGAUGGCGUCAUUGUCUCUAGUGAGGGGUAUAGUUAUGUGACUGAAGUACCUUCAUUACCCUCAUCACAACAAAGGCAUUCCAAAAAAUCAGACUUUCAUCAGCCGAGCUCAGCCAUAUCAAUAUCAUCGUCAACACCUCAGAGCGAAGGUGGUGUACCUGGCUAUGAGAAUAUGCGACCCCAAGGCGGUGCCGUAGGAGAUCCCGGCUAUCAAAACACACGCGAGCCAAACACCUUUCAAAACCAUGCACCACAUCCCCCAACAAAUAGCAGCCAAAGUCGACAACGGCGAACACAACGUAAAGUAACGCACAAUGAGAAGCGAUAUCAUUCCGAGGUUCGACAGGAAGCUGUACAACAGGCACUGGCUGCGCUGAAAGGUCGGCCAAAGCCUAGCUUGCCAAUGCCCUCAAAACGGAGUUCCGUGCUUAAUCGCAGCCCUGGGUGUAACGAUGAAUUGGACUCAUCCAGUGAUGACGAAUCGAUACCAGAGGAGCUUAUUUCACCGGACAAGGAAUAUAAUUAUCCACGGGAUCAUAUAAGUAAGAAUAUGCAGCCUCCGGAACCAAUCAUUAAGCCACCAAUACGUGAAUCAUCGAUGAUCGCACAGCAACAGCACUUACGGCAUGAUGUCAAACAAUCUCAAGCGCCAAUUCAAAAAUAUAGUUUGUCGGGCAGCGCAGCAGAACGACGUCCACCGCAGAAUUUGCCGCCUCUGCCUACAUCGGACACCUCGAGCACAGAGUCACCACCAAUUGGAUAUAAAAGAGAUAAUGAAUUUACUGAUAAAGCUUAUAAACAGAAGCAUUUUAAUGCACCAGACAUAACCCAGUUCAACAACGCUCAUCGCAUUGCAGACCGAGUUACACGUUAUGUUAACGUCUCUCAAACAGAGCUUAAUGAAACAGAUGCUAAUGGAAAGUGGAAAGUAUCGGCCAAGAUUCAACAGUUGCUGAAUACCCUUAAAAGACCAAAACGACGGCCGCUACCCGAGUUCUAUGAGGACAACGACAUCGAGCUUGAGAUUGCUGCUAAUCCCAAGGAUCCGAAUGCACCCAAGCCCGAGGGCAGCACCAUGACUCCGGUGCAAGGUGAACAACUUUCUAUACCAGCUGGCUUACCACGUACAUUAGAGUGUGCACUUCAACGCUAUGGAAUGAAUUCAUUUAAAAGCUCGAUGGCUACGGUAUUAGAUCCUAACGGUAAAAUAACCACAACCCUUACAUAUGGGAAACUACUUUCGCGUGCACAAAAAAUCGCUUAUGCGCUAUCCACAAAGAUAUUCAGUAAAGGUCCCGAACAGGUCACACUAAAACCAGGAGAUCGUGUAGCCCUAGUGUAUCCAAAUAAUGAUCCCUUAAGCUUCAUAACUGCGUGGUAUGGAUGCAUGUUUCGUGGUUUGGUGCCUUUGCCAAUUGAGUUACCGCUUUCAAGCUCGGACACUCCACCACAGCAAGUGGGAUUUUUACUAAGUUCAUGUGCUAUAACCGUGGCACUCACCUCAGAGGCUUGUUUAAAGGGUCUGCCCAAGUCUGCAACUGGUGAGAUAGCGAAACUGAAAGGCUGGCCAAGAUUACAAUGGUUUGUUACUGAGCAUUUGCCCAAACCACCCAAAGACUUUAAUGUAGGCAAUUUGCGCGUUGAAGAUACGGCUGCUGCGUAUAUUGAGUAUACUACUGAUAAAGAGGGCAGUGUAAUGGGCAUCACUGUUAGUCGCGCUGCCAUGAUAAAUCACUGUCGUGCUCUGACAAUGGCCUGUCAUUACACUGAGGGUGAAACAAUUGUCUGUGUAUUGGACUUUAAACGAGAAGUUGGCUUGUGGCAUGCUGUUUUGACAUCUAUACUCAAUGGCAUGCAUGUGGUGUUCAUUCCCUAUGCUCUGAUGAAGCUGCGGCCCUCAUCUUGGAUGCAGUUAAUAACAAAACAUCGUGCUUCUUGCUGUCUCGUAAAGAGCCGAGAUCUGCACUGGGGCUUAUUAGCCACUAAGGAUCACAAGGAUAUCUCAUUAGCUUCACUGCGCAUGCUGCUUGUUGCCGAUGGUGCCAAUCCCUGGUCAUUGUCAUCAUGCGAUCAGUUUUUGAAUGUAUUCCAAGCAAAAGGUCUGCGAUCGGACGCCAUUUGCCCCUGCGCCAGCAGCUCAGAGGUCUUUACAGUUUCUCUGCGUCGGCCAGGUCGCUCGUCUACCACUGGAUUCUGUCAGUCAGCUACUGGACGCGGCGUGUUAUCCAUGGCCGCCCUUUCGCACGGCGUCGUGCGUGUUGAUAGCGAAGACUCUUUGACUUCCCUUACAUUACAAGACUGCGGACAGGUUAUGCCAGCCGCACAAAUGGUGGUUGUCCGCUCUGAAGGCGCACCGGUGCUGUGUAAAACGGAUCAAGUCGGCGAAAUAUGUGUGACCAGUGGCUCAACUGGUGCCAGUUACUUUGGACUCGAUGGAAUGACCAACUCGACAUUUAGAGUCCAACCGCUCCUUGAAGAUCCAGAGCAACCAAAAGACGGGGGCGGUACAAUUGCUAGUACACCCAAGCCUAUUAGCGAGGAAUAUUAUGUACGUUCAGGGCUCUUAGGCUUCCUUGGACCCGGUGGCUUGGUUUUUGUGUGCGGAUCACGCGACGGCCUUAUGACUGUUACUGGUCGCAAGCACAACGCCGAUGACAUCAUUGCAACAGUGCUAGCUGUCGAACCCAUGCGAUUUAUCUAUAGAGGGCGCAUUGCCGUAUUCAGCAUUAAAGUUUUGCGCGAUGAGCGCGUCUGUGUCAUAGCCGAGCAACGACCUGACUGCUCGGAGGAGGAAAGUUUCCAGUGGAUGUCACGUGUGCUCCAAGCAGUUGAUUCCAUACAUCAGGUUGGAAUUUAUUGUUUGGCACUUGUUCCACCAAAUCAUUUGCCGAAGACACCACUUGGGGGAAUACAUUUAUGCGAAGCGAGGCGUCGUUUUCUGGAGGGUUCACUCCAUCCGGCAAAUGUUUUAAUGUGUCCACACACAUGCGUCACCAAUCUACCAAAGCCGCGAGAAUUGCAUCAAGGUGUGCAAACUACUGCAAAACUAAGCUCAUCAUCUGGCUGUGGUAUUACAGACACGGGUGUAGGACCCGCCUCCGUCAUGGUCGGAAAUUUAGUGCAGGGCAAUCGUUUGGCUGUUGCACACGGGCGCGAUGUAGGAAUGGCUGAAGACGGGGAACGUAAGCCCCAAUUAAUAACUGGCGUCUUACGCUGGCGAGCAAACACCUCUCCAGAUCACAUAAUAUUUACGUUGCUUAAUGCAAAGGGAGCUAUAGCAAAAACGCUGACCUGCUCUGAGUUGCACAAACGAGCUGAAAAGAUAGCUGCAUUGUUGCAAGAACGAGGCAAAAUUGAACCAGGUGAUCAUGUUGCACUCAUAUUUCCACCUGGCUUGGAUUUGCUGUGCGCAUUCUAUGGAUGUCUUUAUCUUGGGGCAAUACCUAUAACAAUUAGACCACCGCAUCCACAAAAUUUAAUCACAACGUUACCCACUGUUCGCAUGAUUGUCGAUGUUUCCAAAAGCGGAAUUGUGCUCUCUAUUCAACCAAUUAUUAAGUUAUUGAAAUCAAGAGAGGCCGCGUCAUCAAUUGAUCCAAAGACGUGGCCACCCAUACUAGAUAUCGAUGAUAACCCAAAGCGUAAAUUGGCUGGCAUAGCCACAGUCUCGUUGGACUCCAGCGCCUAUUUAGAUUUCAGUGUGUCCACAUGUGGUCGUUUAAGUGGUGUCAACAUAACUCAUCGAUCUCUGUCUAGUCUGUGCGCCAGCUUAAAGCUGGCUUGUGAGUUGUAUCCUUCACGUCAUGUCGCCUUAUGUCUGGAUCCGUAUUGUGGCCUUGGCUUUGUAAUGUGGACUCUUAUUGGGGUAUACAGCGGCCACCAUUCCAUUCUCAUUGCCCCUUAUGAAGUAGAGGCCAAUCCCAGUCUGUGGCUUUCAACGCUCUCCCAGCAUCGCGUACGCGAUACCUUUUGUUCUUAUGGUGUGAUUGAGCUAUGUACUAAAGCGUUGAGUAAUUCCGUGCCCUCGCUCAAACAACGUAAUGUCGAUCUAAGAUGCGUGCGCACGUGCGUGGUUGUUGGUGAAGAGCGUCCGCGAGUGACACUGACCCAACAGUUUUGCAAAUUAUUCCAGGGACUUGGACUGAAUACACGCUGCGUAUCAACCUCCUUUGGAUGCCGCGUUAACCCAGCCAUAUGUGUUCAGGGUGCUAGCUCAGCAGAGAGUGCACAGGUGUAUGUAGAUCUUAGGGCAUUGCGCAAUAAUCGCGUUGCAUUGGUGGAGCGAGGCGCACCCAACUCAUUAUGCCUAAUUGAAUCUGGCAAGCUGCUACCUGGUGUGAAAGUUAUCAUAGCAAAUCCAGAAACUAAAGGACACUGCGGCGAUUCACAUUUAGGUGAAAUUUGGGUCCAAGCCCCACACAAUGCAAAUGGUUACUUUACCAUCUAUGGCGAUGAGACAGACUAUAAUGAUCAUUUCAAUGCAAAAUUGGUCACUGGAGCCACCUCCGAAAUGUAUGCACGUACCGGCUAUUUGGGUUUCCUACGGCGAACAGAAUGCUCUCAAGCAGCUUCUAUAUUAGAUGAAACCACACCAAGUGUAGCAAGUCGUGAUAGUGACACAGAGUCCUUAAACUCCAUGAGCCAACUACAAUUAAACUUUUCAAAUACUUCCCUGGGUGGUAAUUCUGAGCAUAGCCUUGUGGGAGGUGCCGUUAAUUCAAAUGAUCAGGAAUUGCACGAUGCUGUUUAUGUGGUUGGUGCUUUAGACGAAGUGAUUUCGUUGCGAGGCAUGAACUAUCAUCCAAUAGAUAUUGAAAAUUCGGUACUACGCUGUCAUAAGAAAAUUGCCGAAUGCGCGGUGUUUACAUGGACAAAUUUAUUGGUUGUAGUUGUAGAACUUGAUGGUAACGAAUCGGAGGCGCUCGAUUUGGUGCCCUUAGUUACAAACACUGUUCUGGAAGAGCACCAGCUCAUUGUUGGCGUUGUUGUGGUGGUUGAUCCUGGUGUUGUUCCCAUUAACAGUCGUGGAGAAAAGCAACGUAUGCAUUUACGGGAUGGUUUUCUGGCCGAUCAAUUAGAUCCCAUUUACGUUGCAUACAAUAUGUAAAUAGUAUUAUAGUGCUAAAUGA
Drosophila novamexicana is the source of this 5682-nucleotide messenger RNA. RefSeq names its product disco-interacting protein 2 (gene DIP2). Lineage: Eukaryota; Metazoa; Arthropoda; Insecta; Diptera; Drosophilidae. The record is from RefSeq and is a predicted model, not a curated record. Bases 291 to 5660 code for a protein of 1789 amino acids. The transcript has 16 exons.